Messenger RNA from Haplochromis burtoni (Burton's mouthbrooder), 1448 nucleotides. Its product is annotated as putative helicase mov-10-B.2. The record is from RefSeq and is a predicted model, not a curated record. Gene Ontology annotation, molecular function: 5'-3' RNA helicase activity; RNA binding. Lineage: Eukaryota; Metazoa; Chordata; Actinopteri; Cichliformes; Cichlidae.
UGGCCAGUCUCCUGAUGAACAAACUCAAGUCAGAGAGAACCCACUUCAUAUCUGACAAAAAUGGGAUCAGCAUCACAUCCGAACGUUCGUUUGAGAAUGGAAAACUUCACUUACGUGUGGAAGAGACCUUUGAGAGCGAGAUAACCCUGCAUGUGAAGAACACUGGAACAGAAACUGUGUAUUUCACCUACUACACACCUCUACACUGGCUCAAGUGCUUGUCGCUGGUUGACGAGCAGAAAGUGACCAAACAGAACCCCCUGACACUAAAACCAGGUGACAGCUAUAAAAUCCAGGCUGUCUUCCGCUUCAGCUUGGUUGGUUUCUAUCCAGCUACACUCGCCUUUGAAUUCAAACCAGACCUGCAGCCAUCCUCUGCUGCAUUUUACAUUGUGCGCUUUAUUGAGGCUGAGUGUGUAACUUCCUUGGGACUGGAGCUAGCACCUACAGCCCCCUACAAACCUCGCUCCAUCCCCGCCUGGACUCCUGAGGCACAUUACACAAUUGUGGAUGGGCUGCCAGCUGAAGGGCUGUCAGUAAUGCGUCUAAAAAAUGUGGUUGAGCUAAAACGGUAUCGAGUACCAUCAUACAUACAUGACCUCCUUAAAUCACUGAAGCACUCCUGGCCCAAUGCUAAAAGAGCCAUACUGGAGAGUCCCUUGAACUGGGAGAACUACACAGAGAGGUUCCAGGUGCUGCUGUAUCUGGAGGAGCUUCAGAUGGAGGUGGACAUCAAGAGAUACAACAUCCCCAACACUGACAAAGGACACGCUACCAUGACUAAAGACAAAACGAACAAGAAGCUUCUUGUUCUGGAGGUGCCUGGUGUGGCUGAGAACCGUCCCUCUGUGCUCCGAGGAGACAAGCUGCUGGUGUAUCCUGUUGGAGAACCAGGGGUCAAGUACUGUGGCUACGUCCACAGUGUGCAGCUGGACAGUGUUAAACUGGGUUUCAGCUCCCAGUUGGUCAGCCGCUUUGUAGAAGGUAUGAAGUUCAGUGUUGAGUUCACUAUAAACCACGUGACUCUGCGUCUCCAGCACAGAGCGGCAGAACUGGCCUUUUCACGUAGACUGGAAAGCGUGUUGUUUCCUGCUGAACCCAACAUGUCCUUUCAGCCAAAGGACCUUCCCAAUCUCAGGCUGUUUGAUAGGCAGCUGGAGAAAAAUCCAGAGCAAUAUCAGGCAGUACAACACAUUGUAGCUGGCUCAUCCAAACCUGCCCCCUACCUGAUUUUUGGUCCACCUGGAACAGGAAAAACAGUGACUGUGGUGGAGGCCAUCAAGCAGAUAGAGAAGACACAAGCUAACUGCUACAUUCUGGCAUGCACUCCAACCAACAGUGCUGCUGAUCUGCUUUGCAAGAGGAUUCUGGAGCAUGUGGACAAGCGUAAAGUAUAUCGCAUGUAUGCCAGCAGCUGGAACCCAACACUUGUUCCUGAUGAACUAAUG